GGUGAUGGAGACCUUGGCGGAGUUAAGGGCACAAGUACUCCAACUGCAAAACGAGAAUGCAAGGUAUAGAGAGGAAAGGUGCGCUUCCGAGGCAAAAGAUACUAGUGACCGAGCUAGUAUCAAUUAUCAACCGAAAUUUCCCGAGGGCAUUUCACCUUGUCAGCUGUAUCUAUCGUCACCAACUUAUCGCAUGGUUGGCAAGGGAAAAGUGCACAAUACUUCGGGUGAAUUACUUCACCAUAAUCCCCUCCCGGUGGGAUUUAUGAAAGUUUCGGUUGACCUUGUAUUAGAUACGGACGCCCUUCUCCCAUUACCCGACGUUGUUUCAGAGACAACGUUGAUGCGAGAUGCAGUCGGAUCCUUUGUUGGUUGGCCGUCAGAUCUAAUUUUCCCAGAUGCCGAGGUAUAUAUAUUCUAAAUGAUUAUGAAUAUUUAGUAUUCACAUUUCAAUUCAGCUACAAUUAUGAUAUUUAAUCAAUCCUUAUUACAUGGUAAUGUUAG
Messenger RNA from Lathyrus oleraceus (garden pea), 501 nucleotides. RefSeq lists its product as uncharacterized. NCBI's taxonomy places the organism in Eukaryota, Viridiplantae, Streptophyta, Magnoliopsida, Fabales, Fabaceae. The record is from RefSeq and is a predicted model, not a curated record. The transcript is spliced from 2 exons. Bases 5 to 418 code for a protein of 137 amino acids.